AAACGGUUUACGCUGUUUAGUGUGGCAGGACAUUGUCUACGUUUGUGCCUCUCUCUUAACCAGAACAAUAAUUGAAAACGUAAAUAUUUAGCGGAAGCUGAGCUUUUGAAAAUGGUUGGAGGAGGAUGUAAAAGGAUGUUCGUAGUGAAAAGAGGUGGUAGGCAAGAAGAUGUCCAUUUUGACAAAAUUACAUCAAGAAUUCAAAAGCUUUGCUAUGGACUCAACAUGGAUUUUGUUGAUCCUACUUCCAUUACCAUGAAGGUAAUAAAUGGUCUAUACCCAGGUGUAACAACUGUGGAACUGGACAAUCUUGCUGCUGAAACAGCUGCAACAAUGACGACUAAACAUCCUGAUUAUGCAAUCCUGGCAGCUCGAAUUGCUGUGUCCAAUCUUCAUAAAGAAACCAAAAAGGUUUUUUCAGAGGUGAUUGAUGAUUUAUAUAGAAUGAAGGAUAAGAAGACCAACAAGCCCACACCUAUGAUAUCAGACUUUCACCAUGGUGUAAUUAUGAAGCAUGCAGAUAAACUUAAUUCUGCCAUCAUUUAUGAUAGGGAUUUUAAUUUCAACUACUUUGGAUUUAAGACUUUGGAGAGAUCUUACUUGUUGAAAAUUUCUGGGAAACCUGUAGAGCGACCACAACACAUGAUGAUGAGAGUGUCAGUUGGCAUACAUGGAGAUGAUUUAGAAACAGCCAUUGAAACAUAUAACUUGUUGUCUGAAAAGUGGUUCACCCAUGCCUCCCCAACAUUGUUUAAUGCUGCUACACCAAGACCUCAACUAUCAAGCUGUUUCCUUCUGACCAUGAAAGAUGACAGCAUCGACGGUAUUUAUGAGACAUUAAAGCAAUGUGCCAUAAUAUCUAAAUCAGCUGGCGGUAUUGGCCUCAACAUACAUUGCAUACGUGCUACCGGGAGUUAUAUUGCCGGAACAAAUGGAAUAUCGAAUGGUCUAGUCCCAAUGUUACGCGUGUACAACAACACUGCGCGUUACGUAGACCAGGGUGGCAACAAACGCCCCGGGGCCUUUGCUAUUUACCUGGAGCCUUGGCAUUCGGAUGUUUUCGAGUUCCUUGAUUUAAAGAAAAAUACUGGCAAAGAAGAAAACCGUGCACGCGAUCUGUUUUACGCUCUUUGGAUUCCGGACCUUUUCAUGAAACGUGUGGAAUCUGACGAAGAUUGGUCACUUAUGUGUCCGCAUGAAUGUCCUGGAUUGGCCGAUACUUGGGGGGAAGAGUUCGAAGCUUUGUAUACUAAGUACGAAGAAAGUGGAUUAUAUAGGCGGAAGGUAAAAGCGCAACAACUCUGGUUUGCUGUAAUCGAAUCUCAGAUCGAAACCGGUACACCUUAUAUCUUGUAUAAAGAUGCCUGUAACCGCAAAUCAAAUCAACAAAACCUGGGCACUAUCAAAUGCAGCAACUUGUGCACUGAAAUUGUUGAAUACAGCUCUCCAGAUGAAGUCGCAGUCUGCAAUUUGGCCUCAAUCGCACUGAAUAUGUUUGUUAGGCCAGACCGGUCGUUUGACCUUUCAAAACUGAAGGAUGUAACGAAAGUGAUAACGCGAAAUCUCAACAAGAUCAUCGAUGUUAAUUAUUAUCCUGUUCCCGAAGCCAAAUUGUCGAAUUUUCGCCAUCGUCCGAUAGGAAUUGGAGUUCAAGGCUUGGCUGAUGCUUUUAUUCUAAUGCGCUAUCCAUUUGAUAGUGAAGAAGCGCAACUGCUAAAUAAGCAAAUUUUCGAAACGAUUUAUUACGGCGCACUAGAAUCUUCAUGUGAGCUCGCUCAGCAAUUCGGCCCAUACGAAAGUUACCCUGGAUGUCCUGUUAGCAAAGGGAUCCUCCAGUAUGAUAUGUGGGGCGUUACUCCCACGGACUUGUGGGAUUGGGCUUCGCUGAAGAAAAAAAUUGCCGAAUUUGGAGUUCGCAAUUCACUUUUACUAGCACCUAUGCCCACGGCUUCAACGGCACAAAUUUUAGGUAACAAUGAAUCGAUCGAAGCGUACACUUCCAACAUCUAUGUCCGCCGAGUCCUCUCAGGAGAAUUUCAAGUUGUAAAUCAUCAUCUACUUCGUGAUCUUACCGAAGGCGGCUUAUGGAAUGAAGAUGUGAAAAACGGUAUUAUCGCCCAUAAUGGUUCCAUUCAAGAAAUUGAUGGAAUACCAGACGAUGUGAAAGCUUUGUAUAAAACAGUAUGGGAAAUUCCGCAGCGCGUCAUCAUUAAGAUGGCAGCUGAUCGUGGUGCUUUCAUCGAUCAAAGUCAGUCAUUGAACAUACAUAUUGCGGAACCGAAUUAUGGAAAAUUGACUUCAAUGCACUUCUAUGCCUGGAAAUUGGGACUGAAAACGGGAAUGUAUUAUCUCAGAACAAAACCCGCUGCAAGUGCCAUUCAGUUUACAGUUGAUAAGUCCAAACUGAAAAAAUCUUAUGUGGGUGAUUCAUCUGCCACAGCGAAAUCGGCAGACGAAGAGCGAAAGAACCGUGAAGCAAUGGUAUGUUCGCUGCAGAACAAGGACGACUGCUUGAUGUGUGGAUCAUAAUCUCGAUUCAUUAAACAAGUUUCUUUUUUU
Daphnia carinata is the source of this 2559-nucleotide messenger RNA. It is a transcript of the gene RnrL, whose product is annotated as ribonucleoside-diphosphate reductase large subunit-like. The coding region runs from base 112 to 2529 and encodes 805 amino acids. NCBI's taxonomy places the organism in Eukaryota, Metazoa, Arthropoda, Branchiopoda, Diplostraca, Daphniidae. The transcript has 14 exons. Gene Ontology annotation, cellular component: ribonucleoside-diphosphate reductase complex. Gene Ontology annotation, molecular function: ATP binding; ribonucleoside-diphosphate reductase activity, thioredoxin disulfide as acceptor. The record is from RefSeq and is a predicted model, not a curated record. Gene Ontology annotation, biological process: DNA replication; deoxyribonucleotide biosynthetic process.